UACGGUCCCGAAAACAUGAGCCCACGCUUCUUGAUCUCUCUGAGUUCCAUAUUUGCUCUUGCGUUUGGCUCUUUCGUUCUGUUUCUAUUUUGGUUCGAUGUACAUGUAUGGACUUGCAGACAAGUUGCUGCGCCUUCUGACCCCUGUUGCGAUCUGCUUGACCACCUACCUCUACCUCUAUCCCAUUUUCCACGGAUGCGUCUUCCCAUCGAGAGACACCUCGCCCGUAUCCGCAUUCACUGACACCCUCAAGCAACACUGGCCCCCUUUGUGCGAUGCAGACGUCCACCCCGACCUUUCACGUGUUCCUUUCCGACUGCUAGCCCUUGCUGAUCCCCAGCUCGAAGGUGACAGCUCCCUUCCCAAACCGGAGGAUGGUUUGAUACCUAAGUUAAGGCAGUAUUGGGCAAAGCUGUCCACCGAAGAACGGCAACAUUGGCCACAUUCUGCGUAUGAGGCCCUACAAGAAGUGGCUCUUAAAGACCUCCCUGAGGCACUGCGCGCCCUUCGAAAACGACUUGAUCUAUUUGGGAAUGACUACUAUUUGGGCCACAUAUAUAGGACGCUUCAUUGGUGGACAAAGCCUACCCACGUAGCUGUGCUCGGAGAUCUCAUCGGCAGCCAAUGGGUCACAGACGAAGAGUUUGCGUGGAGAGGGUGGAGGUAUUGGAAUAGAGUCUUUGCGGGUGCUCGUAAGGUAGAAGACAAUGUUACCAGUCUAAGCAACAAAGACCAGGAAAUGAUUUUCGACAUGAAUGAUACGGACUGGAAGCAUCGACUGAUCAAUAUUGCCGGCAAUCACGACAUUGGAUAUGCCGGCGAUAUUUCUCGAAGGAGGCUUGACCGGUUCGAGAAGAUCUUUGGAAAGGCAAACUGGGAUGUUAGGUUCCGCUAUCCCAGCCUGAACAGCGCGAAGACUACGACCGAGACGAAUCUUCAGCCAUCUUUGCAUCUGAUUGUCCUGAACAGUCUCGUUCUAGACUCCCCUGCUCUUUCAGAGGAUGUGCAGACCGAAACCUUUGGAUACUUAAACGACCUGAUCUCUCACCGUCUGCGUCCUGUGGAAGACAAUUCAUCUUUUACUCUUCUCCUGACGCACCUACCACUUCACAAGAAAGAAGGAACUUGCGUUGAUGCCCCCUUUUUCGACUACUGGGGCAACGACGAUGGCGGUGGAGUUUACAAACCCCAUGGAGUGAGAGAACAAAAUCACCUGAGCGAGCAAACGAGCCAGAGAGGCACCUUACAGGCGUUGUUCGGCAUGAGCGGUGAUCUUAGUGCGCCAGCUCAAGGCAAGGGCAGAAGGGGUCUCAUCCUCACUGGUCAUGAUCACGAGGGCUGUGACGUUUGGCAUUAUAUCCCUCCUGAAUCUGUCGAGUCAACAUCAGAGGACGGCAAUGAAGAAAAGCGGCAAACCUCGUGGGACAGCUGCAGAUGGCAGCACGCAAACCACAGCAAUGCACAUACGGGAAUCCGAGAGAUCACACUCCGAAGCAUGAUGGGAGAUUACGGGGGCAACGUUGGACUCCUCAGUGCUUGGUUCGAACACGAAACGAGCGAAUGGAGGUACCACAUUCAGAUGUGCGGUCUGAACAUUAAGCUCUGGUGGGCCGUCCAUGUCGUCGACUUGAUUGUUCUGUGCCUCUUUGGCGUUUGUCUUUGCCGUCGUCUGGCGCGUCCCGUCAUGGAAUCUUCAACAACUUCCACAACCAGACCAGAUGUUUCAGAAUCAAAGCGCAAAGCACCACGUAGGUGAACGCUAUUAUUCUGCUCCGUACUUGGCGUUUUGUUCCUCUCAGAAGACACAAAGAGCGAACGAUAUCUUGGCAAAGCUGGAUGUUUCUACCGAAGCGACCUCCAUAUCGGACUUCUUGCUUCCCAACCAGCGCUAAAGUCUUGAUCACCAUGUUGAUGUGCUUUGGUUACUCCCGGAAAGAGCUCGGUGGGAGCAUUGAUUCAUCAAAGAAUGAGUGUUCCAGACUUUGGAUACCUUGUGCCAAUGACACCAACGGCAAGAACUACCACCAAAUAGCUAGGAGAACGGGCGGCGAGAAGCCAGAAUGUUCAUCAGGCUGAGAGCAGACGCAUCGAACAUGGUCGCCUCUUCCCCAUUCUAUGUGCUUCGGCCGUCGACGAUAUAAAAGCAAUGAGAUAUGUUGCGACUGGGAUUGGAAUAGUAUAGUGACUGGGUGCGACUACCUCCACGUCAUCUUCUAUGUUGGCAUUCUGCAGAAGCUGAUAUGGGGAGACAAGACUGGGCGAAUCUGCACACGAUCCCAGAGGUAAUGAUCUCCUGAUAUCUGGAGGCCUGAGGAUGGGACACAUCGGGAUUUAUACCACGUCAACAAAACCGACUGUUCAGCGUCAGAAGCAUACUGGUACAUCACCAUGACUCUAUCCCCAGCAUUGUAAAAGACGAUACCGAUGGAACGAUUUGGGCUGGAAACACCAUAGCGUCGAUAGCCGCACGCGAUCAACGCGAUAACAAGGCUGAAUCCUGAAGCACAUGCUGGAGUUUAGGACGACGAGAGAUUCACAGGGAUGGAAAAAGCAUUCAGCGGUCGCACAUGUCUUGUUGAGUCUCCAAGAACCGUCACUCAACUCAGAACUAUCACAUUCAUCAAUCUACAGCACAGGAAGAUGAGUGAAUCAAAGGUCACAUGGCAUUCAUCUGAUGUGAAACCAACAACGGAUCGUCACCAAGGUCGUCACCAAGGUGAAGCAUUCCCUGGACGGCACUCAUGGUCCGUGACUGUACCACUUCAACACAUUCUUUAUAAAUAUCUCUUCUACACACCUGCUGCACGUCCUCUUCCUUGUCUACUCUUCCAUUAUUGAGAUUGAGCUGAGGGUGAUCAAGAUGGUGUUCCUCAUUGCCUUCAAAACUUCCCUUCCCCGUCCGCUCUCCUUCCACUGGGACCACGAUAUCUAUGAGGCAUGUCCCGUCUGCGUCCGUGCUCACGAGCUCCGAACCUGCGACGGCGAGACGAAAGUCACCUUUGAG
Messenger RNA from Cladophialophora immunda, 3004 nucleotides. RefSeq lists its product as uncharacterized. Bases 98 to 1756 code for a protein of 552 amino acids. Gene Ontology annotation, cellular component: endoplasmic reticulum. The record is from RefSeq and is a predicted model, not a curated record. The transcript has a single exon. Gene Ontology annotation, biological process: GPI anchor biosynthetic process. Lineage: Eukaryota; Fungi; Ascomycota; Eurotiomycetes; Chaetothyriales; Herpotrichiellaceae.